AUUUCCGACUUAGCGGAACGCCAACAUCGGCUCUCACUUAUAAGAAGAGGGUAGCCGUGAGGAGGGCAAUAUGUCUAUUCAACAAACACCAGCUAUUCUCCUCUAAAAGGUUCUUCAAAAGUCAAGAACAAGAUAGACAAGAUGAAGUCCCAAACGAAGACACAGUUAUUACGCCUCGUAGAGCGGUUGCAGUACAAGUUAUUAUCUAUAUUUCCUCGAAGUCGAAGUCCCGAACCGCAAGUUAUCAAGCCUAGCGCCCACCCGGAGCUUCGCGAUGAAGCUUUGACCUUAGCUACUCAGCUAGAUGGAAAGACCUUUCACCUCCCGGACCUAUGGCAACUCUUCUCAGAAUGGCCGCUCGCUGCCAACCCACACGCAGAGAGGCUCGAGGGCCUCGUGGACUCGAUGCUCGAACGCAUUAUCACCAAUGAGAAAAAGUUAAAGGCUUUAAAGAAGGCAGACUUUGGUCGCCUUAUGUCCCUUUGGUAUCCCGACGCGGAAUGGCCCGAGCUUGAAAUCGCCACCGCCUAUUCAGUCUGGAUUUUCGUGUGGGACGACGAGGUCGAUGCCGGAGAUACUGACGUGUCUAACGAUGAGGAGCUCGCCCGAGCCUACUACCAGAAAUCUCUUCGCACAGUCCACACCCUCCUGGGCCUCGACGAAAGCGAGGGAGCUCAGGAGAGAAUCGCCAAGGAAGAAGAGGCCUUACACCCCAACAUGGCUUUAUUUGCCGAUGUCGGUCGAGGUCUGCGCAACACAACGGACAGGAUACAACGAGAAAGAUUCUACCGCGAGUUAGAAGGUUUCAUGGUCAGUGUGGGUGUGGAACAUGGACAACGAGUGCGAGGCAUCAUCCCUACUGUGGACAAUUACCUCAAGAUCCGAUCAGGGUCUGUGGGCUGUGCUCCUCAGAUUGCACUUACAGAUCACAUGCUUAAAGUAAGACUUCCCGAGACUAUUAUGGAGUGUGCUCCUAUGAAGGACCUCUGGAAGGAGACGGUUGUUAUGUGUCUUAUCCUCAACGACAUAUACUCGGUACAAAAAGAAAUAGCACAAGCAUCACUGUUCAAUCUCGUACCGGUGAUGUACAAAAACUGCAGUCCCGAAAAGCAGACACUAGACACGGUGACCCGCGGCAUCGAAGCGGCUCUGCGGGAAUCUAUGAAGGGGUUCGAAGAGGCCGCGAAGGCCCUUGGGGAGAUGGCGUCAGAUAACGCCGAAGUAAGCAGGGACGUGCAGGCGUUUAUCAAAUGGUGUCGACAUUUCAUCACAGGGGUGCUGCAAUGGAGUCUGGAGUCGAAACGGUAUGGGAUGGCAGACUGCUUGCAUAAAGACGGCUCGCUCAGCAUAGUGCUCUGAGCAAGUCUGCAUAAGUUUUAUUUCUAUACAUUAC
Daldinia vernicosa is the source of this 1393-nucleotide messenger RNA. RefSeq names its product terpenoid synthase. The transcript has 4 exons. NCBI's taxonomy places the organism in Eukaryota, Fungi, Ascomycota, Sordariomycetes, Xylariales, Hypoxylaceae. The coding region runs from base 142 to 1359 and encodes 405 amino acids. The record is from RefSeq and is a predicted model, not a curated record.